AUGGUUGCCUUCAUUGUUGUCUACUUCUCCGGAAUGGCCGCUGAGACACUCUUCAGCUUUACCGGAAGGUUUACCAGUGGAAUCCAAGCAGGGAACUAUUACUUCUGGUUAUCCGGCUUGGAGCCAACGGUGGCAGAAACGGACACCAACAGGGCCUCUGGACCUCCUGAUAACUGCAGAACCUACGAGUUGAAAGAUCUCCAAUUCUUGUACCCUCUCGCCCCCGAUAGAAAGGUCUUGAAUGGUAUAUCGAUGGAGAUCCAGCGCGGCGAUUUUGUGGCCUUUAUCGGCGCCUCGGGAUGCCGCAAAAGCACAAUGAUCUCGCUCUUAGAGCGGUUGUAUGAUCCUGCUAGCGGUACCAUCUCCAUUGACUCGCACUCCUUAACCUCCUUCAGUCCGAGGCAGCGCAUCGCAAUUUUCAGGGCCCUCAUCAGGCAAUCUAGUGUGAUCUUGCUUGGCGAGGCCACAAGUGCGCUCGACACGGAGUCUGAACGCAUUGUCCGGGCUGCUCUUACGGAGGCUGCCACUGGAAACAGCAUCACCAUUGUGGUUGCCCAUCGUCUCUCCACCAUUCGCCCGGCGAAUCGUAUUUUUGUCUUAUAUGGUGGUCGGGUGGUGGAAGCCUAA
This is a messenger RNA of Trichoderma virens Gv29-8, 627 nucleotides long. RefSeq lists its product as uncharacterized. The transcript is spliced from 4 exons. NCBI's taxonomy places the organism in Eukaryota, Fungi, Ascomycota, Sordariomycetes, Hypocreales, Hypocreaceae. Gene Ontology annotation, biological process: transmembrane transport. The record is from RefSeq and is a predicted model, not a curated record. Gene Ontology annotation, molecular function: ATPase-coupled transmembrane transporter activity; ATP binding; ATP hydrolysis activity. Gene Ontology annotation, cellular component: membrane. Bases 1 to 627 code for a protein of 208 amino acids.